Molecule: messenger RNA, 906 nt
Organism: Neospora caninum
Lineage: Eukaryota; Apicomplexa; Conoidasida; Eucoccidiorida; Sarcocystidae
Exons: 2
Coding region: 1-906 (301 amino acids)
Source: RefSeq, a predicted model, not a curated record
AUGAGCAUCCGCGAAGAGAAUGCAUAUCCCAGCUUCCUUCCAUUUGCCGUGCCCCUCUAUAAUUCCACUUUCUCGCCUGAAACUCCUUACAUGAACACCAGUCAAUUGCUACCGACGGAAGAGCCUCUUUUGCCCGCCCUCACUCGCUACUACGCCCAGCUCGGCAAUAUUACGACACUGUACCCGUUGAUUCACAAUGCGACUCCCCCUAUCGAUGAGACCAUAGGUGUCGAUACCGUUACUAAUUUUCUUCAGUCUAUCUUGGACGAGGACAUGCGGAAUCGGAUUGUCGCUGCAACUCCGCCUAAAGUCUUCGGCAGGCUGGAAGAACUAUUCUGGGGAACGGCUGUGCGAGUUUGGAGGUCCUGGGUGGACUCCUGGAGGGACCUCAAAGAGACCCCACCCCAAGGAUGGGGUUGGAAACGAGAGGAAUCAGAAGGAAUUCAGAAAGUUUACAACGAGUUUGCUUCUUGGGCAUACGACGCGCCAUUCUCCGUGUACGACCUCCUGUUCAACACUACAAUUUUAUAUUCGUUUCCCAUUUUGGCAGCUCGAGGAGAUGCAAUCGCACGUCGGGACGAGGUGUUGGCCCGCGACAUGGAGAAACAAGCUCUUUUUUAUGCCCCGAUUUUUUACAGUUCAAUGAGUGUCAUGCAGCAUAUCGAGUAUUUCAAGAAGUUGCUGUUUACUAGGAUUGAUGCAGCCAUUCAACCGGCAACAACAACAGCACAAGCUGCACGACAGUUUGUAGCCACCAUUCCCAGCGCGGGAAACAUCGCUUAUGGAUUGCUUCAGGUAUGCGCUUUGAACCCGGAAUGCUGUCGUGCGCCGAGUCGAUGCUUCCCGACCACACAGGAAAACCGCUUCAGAAACAUUAAUCUCAAGAUGGGAAUCUCUGGAACGUAA